This is a messenger RNA of Asparagus officinalis (garden asparagus), 2274 nucleotides long. Its product is annotated as sulfate transporter 1.3-like. Gene Ontology annotation, biological process: transmembrane transport. The transcript has 14 exons. Bases 94 to 2064 code for a protein of 656 amino acids. Gene Ontology annotation, molecular function: secondary active sulfate transmembrane transporter activity. Gene Ontology annotation, cellular component: membrane. The record is from RefSeq and is a predicted model, not a curated record. NCBI's taxonomy places the organism in Eukaryota, Viridiplantae, Streptophyta, Magnoliopsida, Asparagales, Asparagaceae.
AAUUCCCCCUGCCUUCUUUAAUAAUUUUGUUAUUAUCUGGCAAUGUUCGGCUUCUUUUUGGCCUAAAGUCUGUUCUUGAUAGAGAAAUCCCAAAUGGGUCCUAUUAUCGGUGAAAUCGAAAAUAAAGACUUGGACGCCACCGGGUUUUCUUCCUCAAAUCCUCAACUAGAGAAACUUCCAUCAGUUUAUAAAGUGGGAUUUCCUCCAAGAAAAAACCUUGGAAGAGAGUUUGUAGACACAUUAAGGGAAACUUUCUUUUCCGAUGAUCCACUCCGCCAUUACAAAGACCAAUCAAGUUCAAGAAGGCUCCUGCUAGGUCUUCAAUCUGUUUUCCCAAUCUUUAAAUGGGGAAGGAGCUAUAAUUUAACUAAGUUUAAGGGUGACCUAAUUGCUGGAAUAACUAUUGCAAGCCUCUGUAUUCCUCAGGAUAUUGGGUAUUCGAAGCUUGCAAACCUUGAUCCACAAUAUGGGCUAUACUCCAGUUUUGUGCCUCCCCUUAUUUAUGCAUUUAUGGGGAGCUCUAGAGACAUUGCCAUUGGACCGGUUGCAGUUGUUUCGCUGUUGUUGGGGUCUCUUCUCCAAGAUGAAGUUGAUCCUAGUAAAAAGGAGGAAUAUCUUCGUCUUGCUUUUACAGCUACUUUUUUUGCUGGAAUAACUCAAGCAGCACUCGGGUUUUUUAGAUUAGGUUUUCUGGUUGACUUCCUAUCACAUGCCUCGAUUGUUGGAUUUAUGGGUGGUACAGCCAUCACUAUUGCCCUUCAGCAGCUCAAGGGUUUCUUUGGCAUCGAGAAAUUCACAAAGAAAUCCGAUCUUGUUUCAGUUAUGAAAUCAGUGUUUGAUUCAGCUUUUCAUGGGUGGAAUUGGCAAACUACACUCAUCGGAUCAUUCUUUUUGGCGUUUCUUUUGCUUGCUAAGCACAUUGGAAAUAAGAAGAAGAGCCUCUUCUGGGUGCCUGCAAUCGCUCCAUUGAUCUCUGUCGUUCUCUCCACUCUUCUAGUUUAUGUUACUCAUGCUGAUAAGCAUGGUGUUAAGAUUGUUAAAAAUCUAAAAAAGGGACUCAACCCAAUUUCUUUCGGUAAAAUUUACUUCACCGGUGCGAAUUCUGCGACAGGGUUCAAGAUUGGAGCAGUAGCUGGUGUUAUAGCCUUAGUGGAAGCUGCAGCGAUUGGCAGAACAUUUGCUGCCAUGAAAGACUAUCAAUUGGAUGGGAAUAGAGAGAUGGUCGCACUUGGGACAAUGAAUGUUAUUGGGUCAAUGAGUUCUUGUUACAUAGCCACAGGUUCUUUUUCUCGAUCAGCAGUGAAUUACAUGUCCGGUUGCCACACACCAGUCUCUAACUUGGUCAUGUCAGCAGUCGUAUUUCUCACUUUGCUUCUGAUCACGCCGCUGUUUAAAUACACUCCAAACGCCAUCCUUUCAUCUAUUAUUAUCUCCGCUGUGGUUGGACUCAUUGAUUAUAAAGCAGCUUAUCUUAUAUGGAAAGUUGACAAAUUGGACUUCAUUGCUUGUAUGGGAGCAUUUUUUGGUGUGGUUUUUGUAUCAGUUGAGAUCGGUCUCCUAAUCGCAGUUUCAUUGUCAUUUGCAAAAAUUCUUCUCCAAGUAACUAGACCAAGAACAGCUAUUCUUGGAAAUAUUCCGGGGACUACGGUUUAUAGGAAUAUAGAACAAUACCCAGAGGCAACUAGAGUUCCAGGAGCCCUUAUAGUGCGAGUUGAUUCUGCUAUAUAUUUUUCCAACUCCAAUUACGUUAGAGAGAGAAUUCUCAGAUUGUUAACAGAUGAAGAAGAGAGAUUACAAGCAAAGGACCUCCCAAAAAUCGAGUUCCUCAUUGUUGAGAUGUCGCCUGUGACAGACAUUGACACCAGUGGAAUACACGCCCUCCAAGACUUAUACAAGGGCCUGCAGAAGAGAGAUGUUCAGCUUGCUCUUGCAAAUCCUGGGACUAUAGUCAUGGAUAAGUUCUACUCGUCGAAGUUCACGGAGAUGAUUGGCAACAACAAGAUUUUUCUAACGGUUGGAGAAGCUGUUAUGACCUGUACUCCAAAGUCUAAGGAGGAUGCUUGAAGGGCAGUGCUCGAGCUAAUUGGAGUACUGUGCAUCUUGUUGUAAUUUCCACAGACACUUGGGUUGAAAUUUCUCUUGAUAAAUGUGGAUCAUUAGCGUAGCAAACAUACGAGUCUUUUCUCCUUGUUAUUUAGUUUUUUUCUCUUGAUAAAAUUUUAUUGUUAUUUAUAGAGAUUUGGCGGGAGAGGAAUAGUUGUAAUGUUUUUUAUC